AUGCCCAGCGAACCGUUCAUGGCCCCAAGGUUCUGCCGAUGGCUGACAGGAGACUUCAUCAUCUACUUUGUGAACAUCUCCAGUCCAGCGUCCGAAACGCGGCGCGACGAGCUGGAAUACUUUUAUUAUAACAGGGAUGAGAUACUCAAGCGAGCUAUGGAGCUCUUGAAGCUGACCGAGCACGAGAAGGAGCUUGUCAGAACCAAGUUGCUCAAGUGA
This is a messenger RNA of Coprinopsis cinerea okayama7#130, 219 nucleotides long. RefSeq lists its product as hypothetical. The record is from RefSeq and is a predicted model, not a curated record. The transcript has a single exon. NCBI's taxonomy places the organism in Eukaryota, Fungi, Basidiomycota, Agaricomycetes, Agaricales, Psathyrellaceae. Bases 1 to 219 code for a protein of 72 amino acids.